Emiliania huxleyi CCMP1516 is the source of this 1352-nucleotide messenger RNA. RefSeq names its product Spo0B-associated GTPase. The coding region runs from base 1 to 1344 and encodes 447 amino acids. Lineage: Eukaryota; Haptophyta; Isochrysidales; Noelaerhabdaceae. The transcript has 8 exons. Gene Ontology annotation, cellular component: mitochondrion. Gene Ontology annotation, molecular function: GTP binding; GTPase activity. The record is from RefSeq and is a predicted model, not a curated record.
AUGGCAUUCGCCUUUGUGCAUGUCUUUGCGCUCGCCGCCGCUGGGCACUCGCUCUGGCGGCCACCCGCCGCGGCGGUGGCGAGCCUGGUGCCGCGCCACUCGCCGGCCGUGGCGGCUGCGCCGAGGCCGUCCCGGGACUCGUCGCGCAAGGCCAAGGCGCUCGGGACCAAGGGCGUGGCGCCCUCGGUCGAGAAGCAGAAGCACCUCCUCUUUGACCGCGUCGAGCUGACGGUGCGCGGCGGCGACGGCGGCGACGGCGUCGUCGUGCCUCCGAGCGGCAGGCACGCCGCUCGGCUCUCCUCGGGGCUCGAGUCGGACCUGGAGCUGCCGCCGGGCGGCGACGGAGGUGACGUGGUCUUGUACGCGCGCCCGAAGCUGACCGGCGAGCGCGGCCGCGACUCGCCCGGCCCGCUCACCGCGCGCGAGGUUGCGCAGCGGGCGGUGCGCGACUCUGGCGACGGCAGCGCCGCCGGCGUGCAGCGGCAGCAGCUGCACGGCGCCGCGCUGCGCGUCGGGGUCCCUCCCGGCACCUUUGUGCGGACGGGCGGCGGGCGCGUGCUCGGCGACCUCGAGGAGGAGGAGGGUGGGCUGCAUCACAGAAGCGCAUGGCAGGAGGAGGAGGAGGAGGAGAUCGACCUCGUGCGUGGAAAGGCGGCGCCGCCCCCGACCAAGCUGCUGCUGCUGCUGCGCACCGUCGCCGACGUCGGCUUUGUCGGCUUCCCCAACGCGGGCAAGUCGACCCUCCUCAACGCGCUCACGCGCGCGCGCGCCACCAUCAACUCGUACCCCUUCACGACGCUGAUGCCAAACCUCGGCGCCAUGGUGCCGAGCGGCGGCGAGGGCGGGGGCGGCGGGGGCGGCGGCGCGCUCCUCGCCGACCUCCCUGGCCUGGUCGAGGGCGCCCACGCAGGCCGCGGGCUCGGCCGCCAGUUCCUGCAGCAGCUGCGCCGAGUGAAGGUCGUCCUGUUUGUCCUCGACACGACCUGCGCCGAGGUCGACGUCGGCGAGCAGUACGCCGUCCUGCGGCGAGAGCUGCAGCUCUACAACCCGGACUACCUCGCACGGCCGCACCUCGUCGCGCUCAACAAGCUCGACACCCUCCUGCAGGCCGAGGGCCCCGCCGCUCUCGCGCCGGAGACCCGCCGCCUGACGGCGCUCCUCGCGGCGGCGGCGCGCGCCUCAGCAGCGCCGGGCGACGGGCCGCCCACGUCCCCGUUUGCGGUGCUGCCCAUCUCGGGCAUGAAGGGCAAGGGUUUGCGUGCGCUGCAGGAGGCGAUCGCCGCGGCGCUAGCAGAUCACGACGCAGGCGCAGAGGGCGAGAGUGACCCGCCGCACCCGCAGUAGUUUCGACU